AUGCCUGGAAUAGGCGAAGUGGAAAGCGUGUUCAUCCCUCAUGGUAAGCGCUUCCUUGAUGAAAGUCCAUGUGCUUCUAUUAAGCAAGCGGAUAUAGGUUCAAUAACGUUUGCAUGCCACACCAUCCAACAGCCUGCUUCGCGGAGCUUGUCUGUCUCUUAUUCUCAUUCUCAGCCGUUCACGAGGUCGACAGACGCCUACAUGCCUGCACACAGCCAACAUCACCCCUAUGACCUGUCGGCAAGCCCGUACACACUCCCGCCAGUGUCUACCUCAAUGCCACAAUCUUACGGACAUUACACGCAGUCUUUGACGUCUCAAUUUUCCCACUCGCCCUGGGGGAGUUAUCCGGAGCCUUCUUCCUCGCUUUCGCAGUUUAACAGGUGGCCCGCUCAAAGCCCUGCCCAUUCGAUGGCAGGGAUGCCAUCGUCUUCAUGUACCCUGCGGGAGUCGCCUUACUCGAGACCAUCGCCGUCUCCAAUUUAUGGCGAGAGCAGAGCGUCUUUAAGCACCUAUCAAGCUACACCUAGUCCUGAGGACUACAGUACCAAGGCCGCCUUCGAGGCCUUCGAGGCCAGUGUCCCCCCUGCGCCCUGUGGCACCGACAUUGUGCCUCCUCCCAGGCACCGAGUAAGCCCCGGAACACAUAAGGACACCCUUCCGCGUAGCACCAAUAAUCGCCCUCUUGGUGUUCUCAAAUGCAGCAGUUGCAAGGCAACCUCCAGUCCUGAAUGGAGGAAGGGCCCCAGUGGCAGGAAGGAACUCUGUAACGCAUGUGACAGCUACGCUCGGACCAGCCGAACACGGGAAACGAAGACUGGCAUGUCGGACUUGUCCCGCAUGCCAUUUUCAGACUUCAAUGAUAACGUCAACGAGCUUUCUUCACCCUGA
Suillus clintonianus is the source of this 891-nucleotide messenger RNA. RefSeq lists its product as uncharacterized. NCBI's taxonomy places the organism in Eukaryota, Fungi, Basidiomycota, Agaricomycetes, Boletales, Suillaceae. Gene Ontology annotation, molecular function: sequence-specific DNA binding; zinc ion binding. Bases 1 to 891 code for a protein of 296 amino acids. The transcript has 3 exons. The record is from RefSeq and is a predicted model, not a curated record. Gene Ontology annotation, biological process: regulation of DNA-templated transcription.